Messenger RNA from Jatropha curcas, 1682 nucleotides. RefSeq names its product lysine histidine transporter 1. The record is from RefSeq and is a predicted model, not a curated record. Lineage: Eukaryota; Viridiplantae; Streptophyta; Magnoliopsida; Malpighiales; Euphorbiaceae.
CAUUCACUUCAUAUUUCACUUAUUAAUUCCCAAUCUCACAAAUUUUCUUAUCUUUCAUUUGAUUCUUUGCUCUGCAAUUUGUAGAGAUAUGGGCAAAGAUAUGGGCAAUCAAGCUCCUACUGAUCAGGGCUUUGCCCCUAAACAACAAGAGGAUGAACAACUAGCUAGACAAAAGGCAAUUGAUGAAUGGCUUCCAAUUACUUCUUCAAGGAAUGCAAAAUGGUGGUACUCAGCUUUUCACAAUGUCACUGCCAUGGUUGGAGCUGGUGUACUCAGCCUUCCUUAUGCCAUGUCAAAUCUUGGAUGGGGUCCUGGCGUUGUUGUGCUAGUCCUAUCAUGGAUUAUUACACUAUACACUUUAUGGCAAAUGGUGGAGAUGCAUGAAAUGGUUCCAGGAAGAAGAUUUGACAGAUAUCAUGAACUUGGUCAAUAUGCGUUCGGAGAAAAGCUCGGUCUAUACAUUGUGGUGCCUCAACAACUUAUUGUGGAAGUUGGAGUGUGCAUUGUGUAUAUGGUUACUGGAGGCAAAUCACUAAAGAAGUUCCAUGAUCUUGUAUGCGAGAGUUGCAAGCCCAUUAAGCAAACCUACUUCAUUAUGAUUUUUGCCUCAGUUCACUUUGUACUCUCCCACCUUCCCAACUUCAACUCCAUCGCUGGUGUCUCUCUUGCAGCUGCAGUCAUGUCCUUGAGUUACUCUACUAUUGCUUGGACGGCUUCUGUACAUAAGGGCGUUCAGCCUGAUGUGCAAUAUGGCUAUAAAGCUACAACCACUGCAGGAACAAUCUUCAACUUCUUCAGUGCCUUAGGUGAUGUGGCUUUUGCUUAUGCUGGGCACAAUGUGGUAUUGGAGAUUCAGGCAACAAUCCCAUCCACACCUGAGAAGCCUUCAAAAGUUCCUAUGUGGAGAGGAGUCAUUGUUGCAUAUAUAGUUGUGGCCUUGUGCUACUUCCCAGUUGCUCUAAUUGGAUACUGGAUGUACGGCAACUCAGUCGAAGACAACAUUCUCAUCUCAUUGAAUAAGCCUGUAUGGCUUAUUGCGAUGGCUAACCUGUUUGUUGUUGUUCAUGUUAUUGGAAGCUACCAGAUUUAUGCAAUGCCAGUGUUUGACAUGAUGGAAACUGUAUUGGUAAAGAAACUGAAUUUCAAGCCCAGUACGAUGCUUCGGUUUGUUAUUCGCAACCUUUAUGUUGCAUUCACCAUGUUCGUUGGCAUCACCUUCCCUUUCUUUGGUGGUCUUCUUGGAUUUUUUGGUGGAUUUGCUUUCGCUCCAACAACAUAUUUCCUCCCCUGCGUAAUGUGGUUGGCUAUCUAUAAACCGAGAAAGUUCAGCUUGUCUUGGUGGACUAACUGGCUCUGCAUCGUAUUUGGAGUUUUGCUAAUGGUUUUAUCACCCAUUGGAGGAUUGAGGCUUAUAAUACUUCAAGCCAAGACCUAUGAGUUCUACUCUUAAGCUUCCACACCAAUUUGUAUGGAGUAGUUGCUACUGAAGGCGAAUCCUCGACGAAAGAAAGCUAAAUGAUGAUGCUGAUAGACAAAGCUUACACUGUGUUGCAAAUUAUCAGUAGGCUAUGCAUUACAUUGCCUUUUUCUUCAGGGAAGAGGAACUAUGGCCAUAGAUUAUCAAAACAAAGUUUCCUACAGGCCUCUACAGUGUUUUUGUUUUCUUUUUUUUUUUUUUUUUU